Molecule: messenger RNA, 573 nt
Organism: Oncorhynchus kisutch (coho salmon)
Lineage: Eukaryota; Metazoa; Chordata; Actinopteri; Salmoniformes; Salmonidae
Product: NADH dehydrogenase [ubiquinone] iron-sulfur protein 5
Exons: 3
Coding region: 123-446 (107 amino acids)
Biological process (GO): mitochondrial respiratory chain complex I assembly
Cellular component (GO): respiratory chain complex I
Source: RefSeq, a predicted model, not a curated record
AGUAGUGUCGUAAAUAUAGGCUAGGUUGCCAAGCGACCAUCUGAUUUCAGGCUUAGGCCGCUCUACUGUAAAGUGAGGGGAUACACACAGAAGGUUAAAGUGAGUUCACCAAAACACGCAUCAUGCCGUUCAUCGACCUCCAGGGGAAGUUGGGUAUCAACAUGGACAAAUGGAUGUUGAUCCAGGGUGGAGAGCAGCCAUAUAAACGUGCGCCGCGCUGCCACGCCUUUGAGAAGGAGUGGAUCGAGUGUGCAGAUGGCAUUGGUCAGACCCGUGCCAAAAAGGAGUGCAAGCUCGAGUUUGAGGACUUCUAUGAGUGCAUGCACAGAGAGAAGACGCACAAGAGGCUAUAUGAGAUCCGUAAGCAGCGGGACAAGAUGGUGAAGGAGGGCACCUACCAGACACCAGCUCACCACACUGGCGCUCAGGCUGACAACAGGCCUUGACCCUAUUUGACCUUGUUGACCACAAGGUGUGUCCCCAACUUGUGUAUACAAAUUUUUAUUCAGAUGUCACUUUAUUGUUCGUGUCUACCCCUGUACAAGUUUGCAAAUAAAUAUUAUUGAUCGUGAA